AUGGAGAUUCGGGGCUGGCGAAGAUCCAAUGGUGCGGAUUGCCCAGUGAUGUGUGGCGGUUCCUUGGAGAGCGAAAUCGCCUCAGAGCAGGCCAGGUCGGCGGCCCUGCGGGAUGCCUUCGAGGGCCGCCGGGCGCGCUAUGCCACGGCAGAGGAGGCGGCGCGCAACGCGGAGUUUGGGGGCUCAGGGCCGGGUGAGGAACAAAAUGGACCUCAAAAAAUCAUAUCACAUAUAACAUAUAAUAUACAUAUAUCAUAUAUAUAUAUAAAAUAUGUAUGUAUAGAAUGCAAGUUAUUUAUAUAA
This is a messenger RNA of Cladocopium goreaui, 303 nucleotides long. NCBI's taxonomy places the organism in Eukaryota, Dinophyceae, Suessiales, Symbiodiniaceae. The record is from the annotation of a GenBank genome assembly.